AUGUCCUCCGAAGAACAACCCACAUACUGGGUCCUGCUUGUCGGGAUUAACUAUUAUACCCAGGGCAAGGCUCAUGAUCGUCCACUGCGCGGCGCAGUUCCCGACAUCGAAGAUGUAGAACAGAUGCUUCAGUCUUAUCUCGAAGGGAAACGGCUUGACAUCACCAAGAUUACUGCUAGAACCCCAGACCCCUCGCACGAAGACACAGUGGUAUUGCUUCCUGACUACGAAACCAUUGUGGAAAAAGUCUUCUGUCGCAUUCAAGCUGAGGCGAAAUCAGGCGACUUUUUCUAUUUCCACUUUUCCGGCCACGGUGGCCGACAAGCCCGUAAGACAGAGCCUGGAUCUUGGGCUGGAGGCGCAUGGUACGAAGUUCUGAUACUCGACGGCGACCGGAAUCUGCCAGACUUUGAACUCGGAGCGCUUCUUGACAAUAUAGCCAGUCGAGGCGUAACCAUAUUCGCUAUUCUUGAUUGUUGCCAUAGCGGAGGGGCAGAUAGAUCUGAUGAGGAUGAUGGAAUGCGCGGACUCGACGAGGUACUACCUGCCAACGCAAACAUAGACAUCCUUGCAGAAUCAUUAUUUCAAGAUGAAAAUCAGCAUUAUGAGUCCACCGACGAGGCUGCUAGCCGAGAUGUAUCAACUAAAGGCUCACAUUGGUUCCGGGCAAGGGACUACACCCUCCUAACCGCGUGCCAUCCUGGAGAAAAGGCGAGAGAGGUACAAGACCAAGGACGUUGGAGGGGAGUCCUAACGAGCGGAAUGCUACGCGCCUUUGGUCAACUCACUGCUGCUGGCGGUCUCCCUACCUACAGGGUCCUGUAUGAGAUCGUUCGAACGGGCAUGAUAAAAGAAGGGUACGAACAGCGCUGCAUGCUCCAUGGACAGGGAGACCGGUUUCUAUUUGGUCGGCAGACUAUUGAAUCGGUCCGAGUCGGCACUGUGAGAAAUGUUGGAAGGAAUGUACUGCAGAUUGAUAUGGGUGAGAUUCACGGCGUUUCUCGUGGGGACGAGUAUGAGAUUUAUCCAUCCGGUGCAAUGAUUGGGGAAAACCUCAAUAGCAACAACCGGCUUGCGAAGAUCAAAAUCAGUCGGGUUGAGGCCACUCAGUCCUAUGCACCGCGACCGAAAGAUAUCAGGUCCAUCAAGGUAGGCUGUAUUAUUAAACUAGUUCGGCCCGUCAUACGGCUGCCUUUAUAUGUCAAAGUGCUGGAUGAGAAGCUGCUCGGCAUGUUGCAAGAUAUGACAAGUGAGGAGCCUAGUCCAUUCAAUCCGACACUUCAAGCCAUCACCGACACUUCCGAAGCCGCAUUCCAGGUGCUUUCCAAGGACGCGAACUAUGAGUUGGCAGACAUGAUGGGAACUUCGCUGCGACAUUCUGCUCCGAUUCCUGGUCAUCCGAUAGAAGAGGCGGUCAGAACUGUUUGCAUACGCCUGCGCAGGAUCGCUCGCUACCGCUUCGUGGCCGGGCUCGUGAACAAAAACUCCAAACUAAAGAAAUCCUUUGCCUUCGACGUCUCCCCACGGGAGGUCUUUGACGAGGACCGCGUCACUAUCACGUACCAAAAUUUGACAAAGUCCUUGCAAGCCCAGGAUCUCUACUUCACGCUUUUCAACCUGACGUCUCGUGGUGCGGUCCAACUCCAGGAUGCGGGCACCCUGGUCGAGCCGGGUGAAAAGAUUUCAGAUGACGUGCCAAUGGUGAUUCCCCCAACUUUGGAGGAUGAUGAGAUUGAGGAUGUUCUAGUAGUAGUCGUUACCACGGAAGAGCCACAUAUGGAGUGCUUACAAUCACCCGGGCUUCAUGUCGAGGACUCAGGCAGCCGCGGUGACGAGGACGAUGAAGAGCAAGCGGAAGAUCUAGCCGAUCUAUUGGAUAGUCUGGAUGAGAAUUCUCGAGACAUACAGAAUCGGGGGAUUUCUAGUUGGCAGACACAGCAGAAAUAG
This is a messenger RNA of Penicillium arizonense, 1947 nucleotides long. RefSeq lists its product as uncharacterized. The transcript has 2 exons. The record is from RefSeq and is a predicted model, not a curated record. Lineage: Eukaryota; Fungi; Ascomycota; Eurotiomycetes; Eurotiales; Aspergillaceae. Gene Ontology annotation, biological process: proteolysis. Gene Ontology annotation, molecular function: cysteine-type endopeptidase activity. Bases 1 to 1947 code for a protein of 648 amino acids.